UUAUUUUGUUUAGUGUUCUUACAACUAUUACAACAAUAAGUUGUGUGUCACAUUACAUUAACGAUAACUGAACAAAUGCAAUGUUCCUAGAAAUAUUGUUAUUCCUAGUCCUAAUAUGUAUAGCCGAUGUCUUGGCACGCAAUCAUGCCACCCGAAAUUUAAUCAAUAUACCAUUAGUAUCAAAGCUGCCCAUAGUGGGUAGUAUAUUGGUAAUAUCUACCAUAACACCAGAUAAUUUCCAUAUAAAAUGGCCUCAAUAUGUGAGACGCUUUGGUAAAACAUUUGCUGCACGCAUUAUGGGUUACUUAUCCGUAGUAACCGUUGAUCAUCGCAUAGUUGAGGUAGUACUUAGCAGUCAGGAACAUUUGGAAAAACAUUUUUUAUAUCAAUUGCUCAGCGUAUGGUUGGGCAAUGGUUUGUUAUUGAGUAGUGGAAAAGUUUGGCAUAAAAUGCGUAAAAUUAUAACGCCUACGUUUCACUUUAAGAUUUUAGAACAAUUUAUUGAGGUUUUCGAUGGUCAGACAGAUAUUUUUGUAGAGAAACUAAAGACGGUGGCUGAUGGCCAGAGAAUAUUGAAUAUUUAUGAUUAUGUGGGUUUAUUGACCAUGGAUAUAAUAGCAGAAACCGCCAUGGGUGUGAAAAUAAAUGCUCAAAUGGAUGCAAAAUCGGAUGUGGUUAAAGCGAUUAUAGAAGUCACCGACAUUAUGAGCAUACGUUUUAUUAGACCGCAAUAUGCCUAUAUACCAACGUUACGUCUAUUUUCUCCCAAAACCUAUCAUUCCCAAGAGAAAAAUAUCAAAAUAUUACAUGAUUUUACAGAUAAAAUUAUAGCCGAACGCCAAAAAUCUAUUUUAAAAGAUAAAGAUCAAAAUAAAGGCCUUGAACCCAACGAUGAUCCCCAUGAUUUGGGCUUAAAGAAACGUAUGGCUCUACUAGAUGUCCUACUACAGUCCACGGUAGAGGGUGAAACCUUAACGGACAAACAAAUACGAGAUGAAGUAAAUACCUUUAUGUUUGAGGGCCAUGACACUACCACUUCAGCCACUUCAUUUUGUCUCUAUGCCCUCUCGCGCCACCCCGAAGUUCAACAAAAACUUUUUCUCGAAUUAAGAGCAUAUUUUGGUGAUCAAUUAAAACAUAACAUAACCUAUAAAGAUCUACAGGAAUUGAACUAUUUAAAUUGUGUCAUCAAGGAGUCCCUUAGAUUAUACCCCCCGAUAUUAGCCAUAGGACGUAUUUUAAAGAACGAUUUAAAAGUGGACAAAUAUUCCAUACCCGCCAAUGCCAAUAUUAUUAUUUUAUUGUGGGAAAUUUUACGUGAUCCUACUGUCUUUGAGGACCCCUUACGUUUUCUACCCGAGCGUCAUCAAAUGAAUAAUGAUCGUGUAAAUGCUUUUAGCAAUAUACCCUUUAGUGCUGGACCACGCAAUUGUAUUGGCCAAAAGUUUGCCCAACUGGAAAUGCGCACCAUAUUAAUCAAAGUUAUAAGAAAUUUUGAAUUGUUGCCUUUGGGAGAGGAGGUUCAACCGACAAUGAGCAUUAUAUUGAGAUCGAAAAGUGGUGUAAAUUUGGGUCUACGACCGCGUAAUUAUGGAGAACCCAAAGAAUGAGAGAUGGUUUAUUAGUGUUAUGCGGAAAUAAGGAAUUUGUAAAUAAAUAUUUUGUAAAAUGUUAUAUACAUACAUAUUAUCUGAAAAUCAAAACUUUUUUAAAUAUAAAUGUUUAUUAGGUCCAUUAUGGUCUCAA
Lucilia cuprina (Australian sheep blowfly) is the source of this 1746-nucleotide messenger RNA. RefSeq names its product cytochrome P450 4ae1-like. The record is from RefSeq and is a predicted model, not a curated record. Gene Ontology annotation, molecular function: iron ion binding; heme binding; oxidoreductase activity, acting on paired donors, with incorporation or reduction of molecular oxygen. Bases 81 to 1610 code for a protein of 509 amino acids. Lineage: Eukaryota; Metazoa; Arthropoda; Insecta; Diptera; Calliphoridae. The transcript is spliced from 6 exons.